GCAUGGCCUUACGCAUCGCGCGGCUGAUCCGCUGCUCUGAAGAGGCGGACCAGGCAGCCAUCGACUUGGCGCAGGUAGAGCUCUCCAUCGACCGCUUUCCCAAAGAGCAGAACGCGAAGACCACCAAGGUGGUGCUGUCGAUGCUCGAAAACCGAAAGCGGGGCCUCCAGACCCUGGCCUUCGUUGCAUGGAAUGCCUGGUCCGCGAAGUCCAGGCAAGAGAAGCGGCUGGGGGCAAAAUUCACUUCGGAAGCCAAUGGCCUGGACGAGAAGCUCUUCAACUGCAAGGCCGCGCAGCUGACGACGGUGCGGAGCGUGCUCAACCGGAAAGCGGCCGACGAGCAGGAAGCCCUGCAGAUGGACAUUUACGCUGCGUGGAAGAGGUAUGUCUACAUGGAGGCGGACGCGCGAGAAGCUGAAGGGAAGCUGAAG
Molecule: messenger RNA, 431 nt
Organism: Symbiodinium natans
Lineage: Eukaryota; Dinophyceae; Suessiales; Symbiodiniaceae
Source: the annotation of a GenBank genome assembly